Messenger RNA from Rotaria sp. Silwood1, 1155 nucleotides. The record is from the annotation of a GenBank genome assembly. NCBI's taxonomy places the organism in Eukaryota, Metazoa, Rotifera, Eurotatoria, Philodinida, Philodinidae.
AUGAUGGCAUUUAAAGGUAGUGGAAUACGAAUAAUAGUAUUAGAUGGACAACAGAAACUUAUAUCAUCAUUACGUUCGGCUGUAAGUGAACCUAUCGAAUCAUUUACUGAAACUGCAGAUUGUAUCUCAUUUCUUGAACAAGAAUCAAAUGACAACACAUUUAUUAUUGCCAUGACAAUCAUCGAUGAAACUGCUUUACAAACUAUUGAUUCUAUCUCAUCAGUUGAAGCCAUUCUCAUUCUUACGACGGUGACAGUCAAUAUAGACACCUAUCCUAGAAAAGUAGUCGGUGUCUAUCCUCAAAUUGAAAUUUUCAUACGAUCGUUUUGGGAAACAUUUGAUAUAAUUGAAGAACAGCUCAAUUUCAAUAGUCUUCUAUUUUAUCAUCAUCAAGAUGGUACUUCGGAUCCAGCUUUUUUCUUCUAUGAAAUUUGGAAAAAUCAUAAUAAAAGUCAAACAAGUACGAAAAAUUCUUUUGCCGAGCAAGCACGCCUGUUCUAUGAAUCGAACAAUCACAUGAAAAUGAUGAUUAAUGAUUUCGAAUCGACAUACAAAUCAACUAAUCCACUUGUUUGGCUCGAUAACCAUCGUCAUCCAUUUCCCUAUCGUCUCUUCAUUUUGAAUGCACUUCGUACUCAUAAUUUAGAGGCAUUAUCAUAUGUUGAUUUUUUUAUUACUGAUAUUCGCAAACAAAUGAAACCGGUUACAACAUCGAAUACAAGUGGAGUCUACAUUGGCACUAAACUUUCACUUUCAUUUAUCCAACAAAUUGAACAACAAUCAACAAAAGAUAUUAUUGCAUUUCAAUGUUUUCUCACUGUGACACGAUCAAGAGCAAAUGCUCUUGCUACUGCGACGAGACCUAGUUUACGUCAAAAUACUGAAAAUGUACUCUUCAAAAUUGAUCUUAAAAAUACUCUCUGUGCAACUGUGGGAGAAACGUUAAUCAUUGAUUUGGCCACACCAUUUCAUAUUACUUGUGUGACACGAAGUAAUGCUAGCAGUGGACAACAACAACAAUUGACUGUUAUCAAAAUGGUUGCAAUCGAGAAAAGUGAAGCUCAAUCAUUGUUUGAGAAGUAUUUAAAAAUGCAACAAGAACUUGGGAAGAAUUCUCAUGAGCUUUUAUAUCGAAUGUCCUACAAAAUUUCGUAA